Zea mays is the source of this 1238-nucleotide messenger RNA. RefSeq names its product dehydration-responsive element-binding protein 2E. The record is from RefSeq and is a predicted model, not a curated record. NCBI's taxonomy places the organism in Eukaryota, Viridiplantae, Streptophyta, Magnoliopsida, Poales, Poaceae. Gene Ontology annotation, biological process: response to stress; positive regulation of DNA-templated transcription. The coding region runs from base 135 to 1058 and encodes 307 amino acids. Gene Ontology annotation, cellular component: nucleus. Gene Ontology annotation, molecular function: DNA-binding transcription factor activity; transcription cis-regulatory region binding. The transcript has a single exon.
UCAACACCCACUUCCACUCCUCCGAUCCAGGCCAUUUCGAAGCUAGGUUAGGUAGCUCCUGCUUGCAUUGGCGUUCAAAAUAAACCCUCCUCCGACUCCCCACGCAGCCACGCUCGCUGGUCCGAUCCCGUCCAAUGGAGAGCUACGGCCACAAGCGCGCGUGGAAGAAGGAACCGACGCGGGGGAAGGGCGGCCCGCAGAACGCGGCGUGCGAGUACCGCGGCGUGCGGCAGCGGACGUGGGGCAAGUGGGUGGCCGAGAUCCGAGAGCCCAACAAGCGCGCCCGCCUCUGGCUCGGCUCCUUCGCCACCGCCGAGGAGGCCGCGCUCGCCUACGACGAGGCCGCGCGCAGGCUCUACGGGACCGACGUCUUCCUCAACCUGCCGCACCUCCGCGCCUCGGGAGUCUCCGCCGCCGGCGCCGGCAACGCGCACGAGAGGCUUAGGUGGCUCCCAGCUGCCUCCGCCAGAGGCGCCGCCGUCCCGGCCUACGGCCUGCUCAACCUCAACGCGCAGCACAACGUGCACGUCAUCCACCAGAGGCUGCAGGAGCUCAAGAACAACGGCUCGCCCGCCGAUCAUCUCCCUGCAGCGGCCUCCACGUCUCCCUGCUCGACCGUCACCACCCGCGCGGCUGCGGCCUUGCCUGCGCCCAUGUCCUGCUUCCACGCCCUGGAGCAGGCGGUGACCACGGUCGCCACGAGGACGACGGUCGACGACGCUGAGCCGUGCGAGGGCGGCGCCUGCCCGUCCGGUGCGGACAAGCCCCAGAUCGACCUCAGCGAGUUCUUGCAGCAGAUCGGCGUGCUCAACAACACCGACGACGACGGCAUCAGGACUACUGCUAAAGCCAGCUUUCGCGGUGAUGCCGCGGAGGCUGGCUGCUUCGGCGGCAACGGCGAGUUCGACUGGGACGCGCUGGCAGCGGACCUCAACGACAUCGCGGGAGCAGGAGUCCAUGGCGGCGUCAACGGAGGGUUUCAGAUGGACGAUCUGCAUGAGCAUGAGGUCGAGCAGUUCGGGACCUGCCUGCCCAUCCCUGUCUGGGACGUGCAGUAGUGUGGUGUCAAACGAGUCCAUGCAAUGUUGAAAUAUCCCGCCCAUCUGCAUGCUGCACGUGGCACCGCCUUUCCCUAGCGCACAAGCUUUAGCUUCCAAAUUCAUGUAAUCGAUUCAGAAUCUGGUGGGUUGAUGAUGAGUUUGGCAUGAUGAUGAAUUUGUGAACAAUUGGGCCUACUA